Messenger RNA from Spinacia oleracea (spinach), 1963 nucleotides. RefSeq lists its product as uncharacterized. The transcript has 2 exons. The coding region runs from base 717 to 1661 and encodes 314 amino acids. The record is from RefSeq and is a predicted model, not a curated record. Lineage: Eukaryota; Viridiplantae; Streptophyta; Magnoliopsida; Caryophyllales; Amaranthaceae.
GGUUGGGUCUUGCUUACUGCUCCCUCGUCCCUUUUUAAUCUAUGCGUACACAUUGCACAGUUCUUUGGGUUAUCGUAACUACCCGUACUUAUUUAAAUAUCCAAGUUGAUUACAAGUUUAUAACAACCACAUUACACCUUAUAAAUGAAUGCAUUCCGAAUUUAAGCAUAGAGAAACCAAUCCCUCCCUUGAAUUUUCUCUUCAUAUAUAAAAGUAAGUUAUUUGUACAACAAGUUGUGUACGUUGCUAAUUUCUGGAGGGACGCAUCGAUUUGUCUCAAGUGGCAUCACUGAACAACCAAGAAAUUAAAGAGGGUACAAAAAUGGCAGCUUAUACAAUCAAGUCCGACAAGAUAUUCCUUCGAUGCUUGGACACGUCAGCAAUAGAAGUGUAUGAGCUGGAUAGUCCUUACAUAUUUCCGGUAAAAGGGAAGCAAUGGAGUCAACUUGGAAUGACGUACUAUAGGUGUUGGGAACAAUUAUGAAGCGUUGAAGAUCGGGGACAAAGAUAUAGGAGGUGAUGAUUUGCAGUCGCUGAUCAAAGAUCUUUUCAACUCACGACUGAUAGUGAACGGCGAGGGACUUGGUUUCCUAGCAACCGCAGGGGUCACAUCUGUGGUCUUGGAAGUGGAGUACUUCAGGUUGUUUGAUCUCUUUGAUUGGUCCAAGUAUCAUGUCAAUACAUCACUCAACACUAAAUGGGCUCGUAGCAACUUCAUGGAUGGUCGCCCCUUGGAUAUACUUGGGCGUAAUGGAAACCGUGAUGACAACGAGUACAAGAAGGAAUUGAGCGAAGAGGCGUUAGACGAAGCAGAGCGUAAAAGGCAGCAGGAAUUGAAGAAGAAACAAGAUGAGAUAGAAGCAUUGAAAGAGGCGUUAGACGAAGCAGAACGUAAAAGGCAGCAAGAAUUGAAGAAGAAACAAGAUGAGAUACAAGUAUUAAAACAAGCGUUAGACGAAGCAGAGCGUAAAAGGCAACAAGACUUAAAGAAGAAACAAGAUGAGAUAGCUGAACUGAAGAGUAAACACAAAGAGGAGUUGCGUAUAUUGGAGAAUAGAAUGCUUGAAGAAUUGAAGAAAAUACAGGCUGAGUUAGAGUCCAAAAUUAAAGAAAAUAUGGGUUUGGAAAAGGAGCUCAAAAUAUGGGUGUUUGACAGGAGUAGCUUUAAUGUUGGGCGUACCAUGGAUUUUUAUUCAAGAUUGGCGCAAUAUUUGAAAGCUGAUUUACCUCCUUCAAAAAUUACAUUCAAACAUGAAUAUUCAGCUUUGGGUACAUGGCCCCCUUCCCACGAUCCUGAGGCGAGAGUACCUUUGAGUCGAGUUGAGUCAGUUUCAUCACUUCCAGAACUUUGGUUUAAUUGUAUACCAUCACACAGUCCUAAUGACUUUGAUCGUAAUAAUUGGAGAGUGAUCCGAUGUGCAGUCCCUUUUCCGGCGGAUAACCCGAAUGUAACAAGGUGGAUCCUAGCGUAUUACGAUGGCAAUAAUUAUCAAACGGGGAUCAAGGUAACAGGAAUGACUGGUAAUGUUGUCAUUCCCAUUCCAUGUCCUCUUCAAUCCCUUACCAACUACCGCCCCCUCGAUGUAUAUAAUAUAUUGGGUGUUGGUCAUAGAUUGUCAAUGUAUUGGGGUUAUAGUCGCUUGCCGGGUGAUAGCCAGUAAACUCAACUAAUCAUGGUGGAUUCCCCGUAAACUCUUCAACGAAAUAUGUAACACGAAACUACUUACUGUGUAUUUUUUUCUCAAUUGACUUUGCCCCCCUUUCAUGUGUACUACUAGACAAGUACUUAAUUUAAACACGUAAUGAUAUGUGAUGCAAUACACCAAAGACUGAAUAAGAUAUUAAUAUAAGGUUGUGACGCUCUCUGCACUCGAAUACACAACUUAUAUAUGUGAUUGUUGUUAUCGAGCUCGAGUACCUUAAAGUGAAUUUUAAGUUCUCCACUUAUAAUUUUAUAGGGGAG